AUGGCAGGGGAUGUCACCUACGCGGACGUGGCAAUGCUGCCGAGGGAAGGAGCACACGUUCCCUCUGGGACACCAGCUCCAGGAAACACCAUCACGUACGCCGAGCUGUGCCUGAAGACGAAACCCAACAGCAGACCAGAGACUUCCUCUCCUGGCUCCCCACACAGGUGCUCAGCCUGGUUUUACGUGGCGCUGGUCCUGGGAGCCCUCGUGCUCGUCCUGCUCGGAAUCACAGCCACACAAGCCAAGCAAUUUUUGAAGGGCAGAGCAGGAAAAUCAGAAAGUUUGUCCCAGUAUGGUCUGAACAGCACCAGCUUUUCUUCAGAGAAGACCUUCCCUGCAGUGCUCCUGAAAUGGCUCACGGAGGAACUGUGUGAGGAUGCGCAGGGAACAACGUGUGAGCUCUGUCCCCCCGGCUGGCAGCUGCACAGGGGCAGAUGUUACUAUUUCUCUGAGGAGGCCAGCAGCUGGGAUGACAGCCAGAAAAAGUGUCUGGCCAGGAAAUCCCAGCUUCUUGUCGUUGAAGAUGAAAUCGAGAUGGAAUUCAUAGACAAUAAAGAGAAAGAUCCCAAAUAUAUCUGGAUCGAGAUGAAGACUCAAGACAAGAAGAAACGAUGGAGUUCAGCUGGAGAUCACAGAGUACAAAUAAACAGCAGGACAGAUCUAAGGAGAACUGAGACUGACAAGAACUGUGCUGUUUACAGAAGGAAAAAUGUGAUCCAAGCAGACAACUGCCAGACCUUAAAGAAGUGGAUCUGUAAGAAGAACGCAACUUUGCUGGAGCUCUGAGCCAAAUUUCCAGACAACAGGCAGAGCUUUCUGUCAGAAGACCCAUUUUACUGAAUAACCAACUUGUGAUGUAAAUAAUUUUAAGGAGACUUGCGUGGAA
This is a messenger RNA of Myiozetetes cayanensis, 889 nucleotides long. RefSeq names its product killer cell lectin-like receptor subfamily F member 1. The record is from RefSeq and is a predicted model, not a curated record. Bases 1 to 789 code for a protein of 262 amino acids. NCBI's taxonomy places the organism in Eukaryota, Metazoa, Chordata, Aves, Passeriformes, Tyrannidae. The transcript is spliced from 7 exons.